AAGGUGAGGUUAUCUUAUAACGAUAGAAUUGGCAGCACUGGUAUUCAUCAGGGAGCUUCCACCAGUAGUCGGUACUCAACCGACUCGAACGUUUCACAUCGCCGUGCAAGAAGUGCGGGAGUGAAAUAAUAAAAAUUAGGGUGACAUUAUAUCAAAAUGAGUGGUCUAUUAAAGCUGUCGUCUUUACUAGUGAGAAAUCCUCCCACAACGACGUUGAAUAAAUUGGGAUUACCUGUUAUUACAAAUCGCAAAUUACAUUAUACACCAGAUGGCAAAGCUGCAAAAAUCUCAGAUGGUGUUUCUAAGCAUUAUCCAUUAGUAGAUCAUACUUAUGAUGCUGUUGUUGUUGGUGCUGGUGGAGCAGGAUUACGUGCAGCUUAUGGUUUAGUUGCUGAAGGAUUUAAGACAGCAGUUGUUACUAAAUUAUUUCCUACAAGGUCACAUACUGUUGCUGCUCAAGGAGGUAUCAAUGCUGCUUUGGGUAAUAUGGAAGAAGAUAACUGGCAGUGGCAUAUGUAUGAUACUGUGAAGGGAUCUGACUGGUUAGGUGAUCAGGAUGCUAUUCAUUAUAUGACACGUGAAGCCCCAAAGGCAGUCAUUGAAUUGGAGAAUUGUGGCAUGCCUUUCAGUCGAACUUCAGAUGGUAAAAUAUAUCAACGUGCUUUUGGUGGACAAUCUCUGAAAUUUGGAAAAGGUGGCCAAGCUCACAGAUGUUGCUGUGUAGCAGACAGGACAGGUCAUUCCUUACUUCAUACAUUAUAUGGUCAAUCUUUGAGUUAUGACUGUAAUUAUUUUGUUGAAUAUUUUGCUCUGGAUUUAUUAAUGGAAGAUGGAGAGUGUAGAGGAGUGAUUGCUCUUUGUUUGGAAGAUGGUACACUUCAUCGUUUUCAUUCUAAAAACACAGUAUUAGCAACUGGAGGAUAUGGACGUGCAUAUUUCUCUUGUACAUCUGCUCAUACAUGCACUGGUGAUGGCACUGCAAUGAUAUCUAGAGCCAAUUUACCUAAUCAAGAUUUGGAAUUUGUACAAUUUCAUCCUACAGGAAUAUAUGGAGCUGGUUGUCUUAUCACAGAAGGUAGUCGUGGUGAAGGAGGCUAUCUUGUAAAUAGUGAAGGUGAAAGAUUUAUGGAACGUUAUGCUCCAGUUGCAAAAGAUUUAGCCUCUAGAGAUGUUGUAUCUAGAUCUAUGACUAUUGAAAUUCGGGAAGGCAGAGGUGUUGGCCCUGAAAAAGAUCAUAUUUAUUUGCAAUUACAUCACUUACCACCUGAACAGUUAGCAGCUAGACUACCUGGAAUUUCUGAAACAGCAAUGAUAUUUGCUGGAGUUGAUGUAACCAGGGAACCUAUUCCAGUUAUACCUACGGUACAUUAUAACAUGGGAGGAAUACCUACAAAUUACAAAGGACAGGUUCUAACGAGAAAAAAUGAGCAGGAUACAGUUGUGCCCGGACUUUAUGCUUGUGGAGAAUCAGCUUGUGCGUCUGUUCAUGGUGCUAAUCGUCUUGGUGCAAAUUCAUUAUUAGAUUUAGUUGUAUUCGGUCGUGCCUGUGCUAAAACAAUUGCAGCGGAAAAUAAGCCAGGAGAAACUAUUGGUCCUCUAAAACCCAAUGCCGGAGAAGAAACUGUGGCGAAUUUGGAUUGGGUCAGAAAUGCGAAUGGUAAUGUUUCUACUGCAGAAUUAAGAUUGAGCAUGCAAAAAACUAUGCAAACUCAUGCAGCUGUAUUCAGAACAGCUGAAACAUUACAAGAAGGAUGUCAGAAGAUGUCUGGCUUAUAUAAAAAAUUGAACGAUCUUAAGGUUUUGGACAAAUCUAUGAUAUGGAAUUCUGAUCUUGUAGAAUCUCUUGAAUUACAAAAUUUAAUGAUCAAUGCCAUGCAAACAAUAGUAGCUGCUGAAAAUAGGAAAGAAAGUCGUGGGGCUCAUGCACGUGAAGAUUUUAAAGAUAGAAUUGAUGAAUAUGAUUACAGUAAGUCAAUAGAAAACCAAAAACCUAGACCAUUGGAUCAACAUUGGCGAAAGCAUACACUUACAAAAAUAAAUGUUAGAACAGGAGAAGUAUCUAUCGAUUUCAGACCAGUUAUAGACAAUACUUUAAAUAAACAAGAAUGUGCGACAGUUCCACCUGCAAUUCGUUCCUAUUAGAAUUUUUUUUCAAAGAAGGAGCAACCGACAAGGAGAAGUUACCGAUAUCCUAUCAUUACAAUGCAGCAAUUUUAUUUAUUAUUGCACGUGAAUCAGAUCGUGCACCAAAGUGUAAUUCUUGUCAAUACUUGCACGUGUUGCAAGCAAGAUUAGUUGUCCUUGUAGGAUAAUGGUGCUGAAAUUAUCUUCAUUAUUUUAAAGAAGAUUUUAAUCGAUCUCUUAGCAAAUCAAUGCUACAUUUAUGUAAAUUGAAUAGUAAAAUAUUCUAGCGUGAUUCAGGCAGCAAAUAAUUUCACGCACAGAUCUUUUAAGGGGGAACGUUCUGCCUACCUCUACAAUUUUCAGUAUUUCUCUUUCUGUAAUUCUCAGUCGGAAUAAUGUCUUUUUCUACCGAACAAUUUUGCAAAUUCUAUCUAAUAAUAAGAGUUAUUUAAUGAAGAUAUUUUGUACGAUAAUUCAUGAGCUAGUACUCCCUAAAAGGUUGUGCAGCAAGAGUAUGCCACUUUAAAUGCGGCUAUAUACUUAACAUUAACAGGUUAAUAUAGAAACAGUUUUAAUCACAAGAAUAACAAUUAAACUUGAUUUAUUUAUGAUCAAAACUUGAUCAUAUUUUGUAUUUGAUAGUAUAAAUUUAUUCUCUAAUAUAGAAUAAUAAUGCUGUUUGUGUUUUUAGUUUGGAGUGUCAGUACUUAUAUCAUUAUAUGUAGCUUGGUUUGGAUUUUAUUUGAUUAUCUGUUUCUACAUUGCCUGUUAUAGCAGUCAUGUAUUAUUUUUAUCGUACUAUAUAUUUCAUAAAUAAUCUCGAAUAAUGUCGAAAUCAAAAAGUACAUGGAUGAAAUCGUGUACUUUAAUCUGAAAAGAUAUGCUGCGCAGCAUGAUAUGUACAUAAACUUGUCAAUAAAAGAAAAAUCUUCAUUCUUCUA
Apis cerana (Asiatic honeybee) is the source of this 3065-nucleotide messenger RNA. RefSeq names its product succinate dehydrogenase, subunit A (flavoprotein) (gene SdhA). Lineage: Eukaryota; Metazoa; Arthropoda; Insecta; Hymenoptera; Apidae. Gene Ontology annotation, biological process: mitochondrial electron transport, succinate to ubiquinone; tricarboxylic acid cycle. Gene Ontology annotation, molecular function: flavin adenine dinucleotide binding; electron transfer activity; succinate dehydrogenase (quinone) activity. Gene Ontology annotation, cellular component: respiratory chain complex II (succinate dehydrogenase). The record is from RefSeq and is a predicted model, not a curated record.